AUGAUGCUAAACAAAAAUCUCCAAGAGAUCAAUAUCCAGAACAUGGACACGGAGCUCGUAGCUCAGAUGUUCAAGAACUACCAGUCCAACGUUCUUUUUCACCUAGAAGAAGCAACAAACGGUCUGAAGGAUCCUGCGUAA
This is a messenger RNA of Alternaria arborescens, 141 nucleotides long. RefSeq lists its product as hypothetical. Gene Ontology annotation, cellular component: mitotic spindle; DASH complex. NCBI's taxonomy places the organism in Eukaryota, Fungi, Ascomycota, Dothideomycetes, Pleosporales, Pleosporaceae. The transcript is spliced from 2 exons. The record is from RefSeq and is a predicted model, not a curated record. Gene Ontology annotation, biological process: attachment of spindle microtubules to kinetochore. The coding region runs from base 1 to 141 and encodes 46 amino acids.